AGUUCGACACGUGAAAAGUGGGACAGGCAAACCGUUUGAGUUGCUACCUAAAUUCUUUUGUAGAGUUUUGCUCUAAUUGACCAUCGGGUGUUGAUAAUUGAAGUCAACUAUAAACUCUUGGUGUUGGGAAAUGAUUGAUUUAACGGAAGAAAUAACAGAACCGUCAUCCAUACACAUUACAGAUGAAGAUCAGAGAAGAGCUGGUGAUAUUUUUCUGGAUUAUAGCGUAUUUACCAAACCCGUAUAUGAAACACCAAAAAAGCCACAACCUAAACAAACCGGAAUUAGAAAUAUUAUGAUUACAUCAGCAUUGCCUUAUGUAAACAAUGUACCUCAUCUGGGCAACAUGAUUGGAUCGACCUUAAGUGCAAGUGUAUUCGCUUUGUACUGUGAUUUGGCUGGAUAUAAUGUGCUAUCUAUUUGUGGAACUGAUGAAUAUGGAACUGCGACUGAAGCAAAAGCAGUCUCAGAGAAUAUGACUCCUCGUCAGAUCUGUGAUAAGUUUCAUAAGUUGCAUUGUGAUAUAUACAAAUGGUUUCAAAUUGAAUUCGAUUAUUUUGGACGAACUACUACUGAUCAACAUACCGAAAUAGUUCAGGAGUUGUUUAAACGCCUGUGGGAUAAUGGUUUUAUCACUGAAGAUUCUGUUGAACAGUUGUAUUGCGAAAAAUGCCCAAAAUUUCUUGCAGAUCGUUUUGUUGAAGGAGUUUGCCCUUUGUGUAAAUACGAUGACGCACGAGGUGAUCAAUGUGAUAAAUGCGGGCGUCUCAUGAAUGCUGUCGAAUUAAUCGAACCACGUUGUAAGAUAUGUUGUCAAAGACCCGUGGUGCGUUCUUCACGCCAUUUGUUUCUUGACCUUCCAAAGAUUGAAAGCAAGUUGAGUACAUUCGUUGAACAACGUAUUAACGAUUCCUCUUGUAUAUGGACCUCAAAUGCUUGUACUAUAUCAAAUUCAUGGUUGAGAGAUGGUUUAAAGCCAAGGUGUAUUACACGUGAUUUGCAUUGGGGUGUACCAGUUCCAUUGGAAGCUUAUAAAGAUAAGGUGUUUUAUGUUUGGUUCGAUGCACCUAUUGGUUAUAUUUCGAUUACGGCAAAUUACACAAAACACUGGAAGGAAUGGUGGCAACCAUCUGAUGACAGUGAAAUUGAAUUAUUCCAAUUUAUGGCAAAAGAUAAUGUUCCAUUUCAUGCUAUUGUAUUUCCUUCAUGUUUGUUAGCAGCCGAUGCUGGUUAUACUCUCGUAAAACAUCUACUUUCUACUGAGUAUAUGAACUAUGAAAAUACCAAAUUUUCAAAAAGUCGUGGAAUUGGUGUAUUUGGUGAUGAUGCAAUGAAAUCAGGUGUUAUAUCAGAUGUUUGGAGAUUUUAUUUACUGUAUCGUAGACCUGAAUCACAAGAUAGUGCUUUUAUCUGGGAUGAUUUCAUGUUGGUAAAUAACUCAGAAUUGUUGAAUAAUUUAGGUAAUUUUGUUAAUCGAUCUCUUUCUUUUGUGUCACGAUUUUUCAAUUCGAUUAUUCCAUCAAUAACAAAAUUAGAACCGGUUGAUAGGGAAUUUUUGGCCAGAAUUAAUAAACUCUUCGCUACUUAUAUGCGCAAUAUGGAGUUAUGUCAUCUUCGAGAUGCUAUUCGAAAUGUAUUGACAAUUGCUCGUCUUGGUAAUGGUUACUUUCAAGCUAAUCAACCGUGGGUCGCUGUUAAAAAACCGGAAACAAAGUUCGUUCAUAUCUUUUAUUAAACUAAAUUAUAUUGAUAUUACCUUCCCUUGUGGUGUAAUUUUUAUUUAUUUAUUUAAGAGGAAUUAGCUUUUCCAAUAAUUAAACAAUUUGAAAUCUAAGAUGCUUAGGUCUUUACUGAAUUGAGUGCUUUAUAUUUACCUUGGUAUUAACAUGUUGACCAGUUAUGAUAUUAAAAUUAACAAAGAUUUUCUCUGGUAUUCUGAAACUUUCCACAAGGAAAUUCCUAUCAUACACAUAUGUGUGUCAGCCUACUUAACGUGUUCCACUAUGGUUUUGCCAUUCAAAGCGUUAUUUCAACAUUAGUCAAAGCCACUUGUAUGACCAACGAUUUUUUGUACAUUUCCAAAAUCUCAUCUCUUUGUUAUCUUAAACUUGUUUAUAUGAUUGUUAACCUGGAACUUACGUUAAAAUUAUUAUUUGUAAAAUGGUAUGUUUAUUCAUUACAUUAAAUGCAAGCGAAUCUAUGAUAUAGUAUCUGUAUAUUUUUAUUGAAUACUACUCUAGUGACAUUUAUAUUUGUCAGUAAACUCAUCACUACUUGUUUAAUUCAGCGAUAUAACUAGGGAGAUCACUCAUAAUGUUGUCACUAACAGAACAGGGAAUAGUGUCUAUUGUUUGUAUCUCUUCUUUUACAUAUGCGGUAUACGUUAUAUUAAAAAAAUUAGAUUAUGUCAGUGAGUUUCCUGUUUUUAUAGUCAUAAAGUAUUUAUUGUGCAUAUUAUCAUCAAAAAUUCCAACCUUAAGGAAACUCCCGGUCAUUUGAUUAUUGGUAAGCGUUUUUGCAUUAUCCAUCGCCCAGUGUUGCUAUAUUCUGUUGGUUUUGCUAUGCUAUUUCAAUUGGAUAUGUCAACUGAUGGUGUGUAGACACUCGAUUUUUAACUAUUGGGUUUUUUAAUCUUAAGAUCGACUAAUAUAACAAUAAAUUAUUAGAUGAAAUUUGCAAAUUUUAUUAUAUGUUUAAUCAAAACAGAAAGGCACAUAAUAUUUUUAUUACAUCCUGAAAUUUUUUAGUCUUGGACAGUUUUUCGCAUACAUACGUUAAUAUUUGAGUAGUUAGUAUUUGUUAUAUAAACUGUAAUAAAUUCUCAAAUAUAAUAUUGUGUGAGAUAGUUAUUUAAAGGCUUUAAUAAAAUCUUUCUAAUUAUAAUCAACAUUUACUUUCUGUAUACAUGCUUUUGGAUUACUUUCAAAUUAUGUCACACAUAAAAACAUUUCAGACAGCGUUCUGGUGUUGUGAUAAGCGUUGCUGCGAAUGUUGCUUGUCUUCUUGGUGCUAUGAUUUAUCCUUACAUGCCUACAAUUGGAAAACAGAUCUGGAUUGAGCAGUGUGAUCUUCCGGAAUCCCAAAUGAGUUUCGUGCAGAUUAUUAAAAAUGAAUUUACAGUGAAGAGGUUGUUACCUGAUGGUCAUCGUAUUGGAAAGCCAGUCCCUCUUUUUCGGAAAAUAGAUCCUGAUGAAAUCAAACGUUUGUCUCAAGUUUACAGUGGUUCAUCUGCUGCGUCUGUGACUAAUGGAAAUGAGCCGAAGUAAAAGAAUCAUUAAUGUAUGUGUGACUUUACUGUGACAAUUAAUUUAUCAACGUACUUGUUCUAACUAUUGCUUCACCACUUAUGUACUUUAUGGAAUACAUGUACCUUUUAAAGCAU
Schistosoma guineensis is the source of this 3382-nucleotide messenger RNA. The record is from the annotation of a GenBank genome assembly. NCBI's taxonomy places the organism in Eukaryota, Metazoa, Platyhelminthes, Trematoda, Strigeidida, Schistosomatidae.